Messenger RNA from Syngnathus typhle (broad-nosed pipefish), 4003 nucleotides. Its product is annotated as MKRN2 opposite strand protein-like. The record is from RefSeq and is a predicted model, not a curated record. Lineage: Eukaryota; Metazoa; Chordata; Actinopteri; Syngnathiformes; Syngnathidae.
UGGAUAUACCGUUUUUUUCCGUGUAUAGUGCGCCCCCAUGUAUAAUACACACCCUAAAAAUGGCAUGCUGAUGCUGGAAAAAAGCCUGUACCCAUGUAUAAUACGCACCCAAUUUUUAUGAAUUUUCUUUUAUGAAAUUUAUUUUUUAUUUUAUUUAUUUUUUAAGUCCCAAUGAUCGUCACACACGCAGGGAGGCAAUGGGUCCCAUUUUUAUAGUCUUUGGUAUGGUCUUAACUAGGCUGGAUGUAAUUUUUUUUGUUGGGGUUGAUUUCUCCGACUGACCAUAAACGCACCACCGCGCUCCGUGCGCGCACGGGAAAGAGGCGUGCGGACGUGAAAAAGGCGGCUCUGUAUGGGAGAGACGUUGAAGAGGAAUAAAAACACCCUUGGAAACCAAAACUUGGUGAUUUCAAGUUUCAUUUCGAGGGACAUUUGUCACGUCUCGUCCCCAGUUUUGCUAUGUGUCUAGUUUGCCAUAGUUUCUGUUUGUGUCGCCCCUCUCUUCCUGUGUCAGCUCAAUCGAUGUAACGUGUUUUGUAUUUAAGUCCUGUCUGCCCCUCGCUCACCGUCGGAUCAUUGCAUGUGUUACUGUCAUGAUGUCUGUUUGCUUUCUGUUCCUGUCUUUGGUAAUGUCACCCUGUCUGUUUGUUCCACGACUUUGUCGGUCAGUCCUGUUGUUGGUUUUGUUUUCUAAAAAAAAAUUAAAAAAAUAAAAAUAAUUUUUUUUUUGUACCCAUGUAUAAUGCGCACCCCAGAUUUUAGGACAAUAAAUUCGUUAAAUUUUGCGCACUAUUCACGGAAAAAAACGGUAACAUUUGUACAAUCAUUCCAUCCAAAUGAGCCGGAAGUGAUGUCAUCAGUCAGUGUUGUACACCACAAUAAAGAUCCCUGAUGUCAGGCGUCACAUCAUUUAAGCCGGCCAGCAAAGCUGGGCGUAACUAAACACCUGAAGGUGGGCCGGAACCGGAUAGGACGCUGGCGCGGCUCAGACAAAAGCGUUGACGGCGAGGUGCUGCUGGCGCACGUUCGCCUUCCUGCCCGCAUCCAUGGAGGAGCCCGACGUGAUCUGCGUACGGCACGAGUGCCUCAAGGACGUCUGCUGCUUCUCUGUGCCUCCCGCUUGUCCGGCUUGCGGCCGGCCCCUGGCAGGAAGAUUCCUGCGGGAGGCACCGCUCAGCAUCUCAAACCCGCUACUUGACGGACACAAGAUGGCCUGCUGCCUCCUGGUUGCGCCCACUGACCGCCACACCGAUGGAGGCUUUGAAGGCACAUCGGAACUUCACGCAGGAAUCGCCAACACUUCAGGCGUGGUGUACAACUACACGGGGGCAGGCAUGCGCCGAGACCGCAGCGGCUGGCGCGCUUGUAUGAGCGUCCCACUUGUCAGACCCGACACCUUCCGCCUCCUGGCCCAGUGGGACCAGCAUCUGGAGCGGUUGUUGCGCACCCUGAUGGCUCCCGCCGUCAGCCGAGUGUGUGAGUACGCGGCACUGCGCCGACGCAUUUGACAGCAACAAUUCCACGUGGCCCAGAGGUGGUCUUCGCCGGCUACUUGACUGCUUCCUUGUCUUUCUACUCGCACUUUCUCGACAUUGGUCUGGACGCACAAAUGUGAAAUGAGUAAAGAAAUCAGCAGUUGCUUUUUCGACAGUGCUUGUUUUUGUUUGUCCUCACACACAGAGGACGGAGUCACAGCCAGCUUGCAGUAGCAUCUCCCAUUCCAGUUCAAAGAGGACAGUUGUUGACUUGAGUGGGUGUGUGUGCGCUCAUAAUUGAGGGAGGGGUGCACUAUGGUGAUGUGAUCAGGCAGGAUGAUUGCAUAUACAGUGCCUUGCGAAAGUAUUCGGCCCCCUUGAACCUUUCAACAUUUUGGCACAUUUCAGGCUUCAAACAUAAAGAUAUACAAUUUUAAUUUCUGGUCAAGAAUCAACAAGUGGGACACAAUCGUGAAGUGGAACAAAAUUUAUUGGAUAAUUUAAACAUUUUUAACAAAUAAAAAACUGAAAAGUGGGGCGUGCAAUAUUAUUCGGCCCCUUGUAUGAAAUGUAUCGCAAAACAGCUUGAGCUCAGUGAGGUUGGAUGGAGAGCGUUUGUGAACAGCAGUCUUCAGCUCUUUCCACAGAUUCUCGAUUGGAUUCAGGUCUGUUCUUUGACUUGGCCAUUUUAACACCUGGAUACGUCUAUUUGUGAACCAUUCCAUUGUAGAUUUGGCUUUAUGUUUUGGAUCAUUGUCCUGUUUGAAGAUAAAUCUCCGUCCCAGUCUCAGGUCUUUUGCAGACUCCUACAGGUUUUCUUCCAGAAUGGUCCUGUAUUUGGCUCCAUCCAUCUUCCCAUCAAUUUUAGCCAUCUUCCCUGUCCCUCCUGAAGAAAAGCAGGCCCAAACCAUGAUGCUGCCACCACCAUAUUUGACAGUGGGGAUGGUGUGUUCAGGGUUAUGAGCUGUGUUGCUUUUACGCCAAAAAUAUCGUUUUGCAUUGUGGCCAAUAAGUUUGAUUUUGGUUUUAUCUGACCAGAGCACUUUCUUCCACGUUUGGUGUGUCUCCCAGGUGGCUUGUGGCAAACUUUAAACGAGACUUUUUAUGGAUAUCUUUGAGAAAUGGCUUUCUUCUUGCCACUCUUCCAUAAAGGCCAGAUUUGUGCAGUGCACGACUGAUUGUUGUCCUAUGGACAGACUCUCCCACCUCAGCUGUAGUUAUCUGCAGUUCAUCCAGAGUGAUCAUGGACCUCUUGGCUGCAUCUCAUCUCUCCUUGUUUGAGAUGAAAGUUUGGAGGGACGGCCGGGUCUUGGUAGAUUUGCAGUGGUCUGAUACAAUUGCUUGCACAGUCCUCCUUCAGAUGUUUAAAGCUUGGGAAAUCUUUUUGUAUCCAAAUCCGGCUUUAAACUUCUCCACACCAGUAUCUCGAACCUGCCUGGUGUGUUCCUUUGUCUUCAUGGUUCUCCCUGCAAGAGCAGGUGCAUUUAUACGGAGACUUGAUUACACACAGGUGCAUUUUAUUUAUCAUCAUCUGUCAUUUAGGACAACAUUGGAUCGUUCAAAGAUCCUCACUGAACUUCUAGAGUGAGUUGACUGCACUGAAAGUAAAGGGGCCGAAUAAUAUUGCACGCCCCACUUUUCAGUUUUUUAUUUGUUAAAAAAGUUUAAACUAUCCAAUAACCCGGGGGUGAAAAGAGCAUAACCAUCCGAGCCAACCCCCUAUACAGUCCUCAAGCUCCCCAACAAUAGCGGUAGCAGUUUGCAUUAUUUUAUUGCAAUGUUUUUGCUUAUUUAGAUUUGUUUCAAGACUACAGAUAGAUUUCACUUUCAUGGUUAAUGCGGUUAUUGCAAUUUUGUUGUUUUGUCACAGUAGAUUGGUUUAUCUACAUUUCAGAAACCAGAAGCCAUUCAUUUACAAAUGUGAUUGCACUUUAGUUUACAUAUUUAAAUGUUCAGAUAUUAAGAUGUGAUAAACAGGUUUUGCAUGAUUUGAAUGAGGCAAAAUAACAUGCUUUUUCUCUCGAAUAUAUUGUUAUAAUCAUUUGUUUCAGAUAUAAUUAUUUUCUGUAUAAAAAUUAACUUUGGUGUUCAAAAAAUCUUUUCAGUCUCAAGUCAAACUUGAGUCUUGAAAAAGAGGAGGUCGUCUUAUAAUCGGGGUCGUCUUAUAUUCGGGCCAAUACGGUACUUGAAACGUUUCAAAAGAGGCACUAAACCAAAAAACUCACUGCUUCCCAACUAGUAUUACAAACUGUGAGCUGCAAUUACAUUGAGCAAUAAUCAGGACUGGCAAGAAUAAAAAGUGCGGGUAUAAUACUAAGUACUAAGAUAAUAAAUGAAGUACUUAAGUAUUUAGACUUGUUAACAGCAUGACUUGGUUUUCUGCAUACCAUGGGUGGAACAAAGCAUAUUUAUGGCUCUAAUUUUGUUCAAAUGUUACAUUUCAACAAUGUACUUUUAUAGCUCUUUUAAAAAAAGACACAUAUUUUAAAAAAGUAACAAAUCUUUCAAUGACUGGGAUUCUAUUUGGA